This is a messenger RNA of Arachis ipaensis, 652 nucleotides long. The record is from RefSeq and is a predicted model, not a curated record. NCBI's taxonomy places the organism in Eukaryota, Viridiplantae, Streptophyta, Magnoliopsida, Fabales, Fabaceae.
CAACAAAACAGAACAAAUCAGUAUACUCAUGAAGGAACAAAACAGAACAAAUCAACAAAAUAGAAAAAACCCAAAUAAAACUCAGAACUCAGAACCAAGGGCAAGGAGGAGGCUUACCUCAAUUGAUGAGCAUGAGCUCCGGCGAGCCACCAACGAAAGAAGAAGAGAACCGAAAAAGAGAGAAGACAGAGUCGCGAAUGGGAGGUUGAGGCAGAGAGACAGAGUCUCGAAUCAAAGUGAAGACUAUAGACUCGAAGAGGUAGAGGCCGACGAACCACCGGCGAGCUCCGACGAGAGGCAGAGAGGAAGAAAUGUUGACGGUGGCGAAGAGUGGAUUUGGGAACCACCGGCGAGCUCCGACGAGAGGCAGAGAGGAAGAAAUGUUGACGGUGGCGAAGAGUGGAUUUGGUUUUGUUGAAUGGAUUUGUCGAAGAGGAGAAGACUCAAUUAGGGUUUUUUUAGAUCCGGAUCUUAAUUUGGAUCUGGAUCUGGAUCCGGAUUUAAAACCAUUUAAAUGGAUUGGAUCAAAAACCAAAUUAUAAAAUAAAUGUAAUUUGGUUUGGAUUUUUUUUGGUUUAAAACUGGUUUUUUUAAAAUGGUUUGGUUUGGAUUUGGUUUAAAAUCCAAAAUAUGGAUUUUUUUGCCCACCCCU